GCCGCCAACAGGGCACAGGAAAGUGUGCGGGGGAGAGGAAUUCCCCACCAGGUUGAAGCUGCCUCUCCCAAACUUUCUCUCCGGGCCUGGCGGGGGUGGCCAGAUGGGGGCUUUGUGUCAGUGAUGGGAAGUCGGCAAGCUAGAGGGAAAUGACCUGGGGGUUGGAUUGCACAAGGUUCCAACUUGCAGCAUCCCCCUGAAGCCUGAACCCAUGUUCUGAAAGCUCGAAAUACCGUUGCGUACGGGUACCACCAUCUUCCCCCUUGCCCACUGAUCUAAUCAAUGAGAAGAGAUUGCUGAGAGUGCAGAAGACCCUUCUUCUGUGAUGUGCAUCCUCAAUAGAUCAGACCCACUAUGCGACCUUUAACCUGCUACAUCUGCUCAGCAUUGCUAUCAAUGCAUUGUGACAGUUACACACACUUCCAGCAGGCAAAAGAUGCCAGUCAUCAAUAUUGAGGACCUAACAGAAAAGGACAAAUUGAAGAUGGAAGUCGACCAGCUCAAGAAAGAAGUAACGCUGGAAAGAAUGCUGGUCUCCAAAUGUUGUGAAGAAGUAAGGGAUUAUGUUGAAGAAAGAUCUGGUGAAGAUCCACUAGUAAAGGGUAUCCCAGAGGACAAAAACCCCUUCAAGGAACUCAAAGGAGGCUGUGUGAUUUCCUAAGGAAAAAAAAAAAAAAAUCCUUGGAAUAUCUUGAGCUUUAAUUGACAGUACUAAUUUUCGGUCACAUAUAAGAAUUCUAUUAAGCAUGUACGUAAACCUUUAAAUUUAUAAAUAUAAACUUUUAAUAAAAAUUGGGACGUGAUAAUGCA
Hyaena hyaena (striped hyena) is the source of this 810-nucleotide messenger RNA. RefSeq names its product G protein subunit gamma transducin 1 (gene GNGT1). Gene Ontology annotation, cellular component: heterotrimeric G-protein complex. The record is from RefSeq and is a predicted model, not a curated record. Gene Ontology annotation, biological process: G protein-coupled receptor signaling pathway. The transcript is spliced from 4 exons. Gene Ontology annotation, molecular function: G-protein beta-subunit binding. NCBI's taxonomy places the organism in Eukaryota, Metazoa, Chordata, Mammalia, Carnivora, Hyaenidae. Bases 437 to 661 code for a protein of 74 amino acids.